UAGAGCUAGAAUCCUUAGGAAAAAAGAUUUCCUCUUAUCGAGGAAGCUGAGUUGUUUGUUAGUAAAGGAGCGAAGUAUAUUGAGGACAAGUUUGGAAUCGUUAAUUUGGCGACCUCGCAAAAUGUUUUUCUUGACGAUUCUGUUGUUGGGUGCCAUACAAUUGUCAUCUUGUUUAUUACCUUCUGAGAUUACGUACAAGACCUGCCCAAAGCUGUGGAAAAAGAUCGGGUGUAGUACUGGUGUGCAUGUUAACCUCUCGAUAGCUAUUGAUGACAGGAACAAGAAUAUUGUUGACUGGGACAACGUUAAUGCUUACGAGCACGAUCUACUGUGUCGGUGUCGGCAAUUAAAUCUUGCUAAAGGACACACAUGGUUUGGAGUAGACAGCCAAGGACUUUGUUUAUCACAACGGGGAGAUUUGGGAAGCUAUUUGAUUCAGAAUCCUCUUGAAGACGUGUCCAAGUGUUCUGGACCAAUAACUCAGGCUACACUAAUCGCUCCUGAUGGCAGCAAUUGUAUUGGUUCCCAAUAUCGACCCUUUUUUUAUACGAUUGAAACUUCGGUUCCUGCCGUUCUCGCAGGUGCACCAGUUGGAAGUGCCCCAGAAGAAGAAAUGGAAGAAGAAGAAGAAGAAGUUGCCGUAGGUGCUGCACCUGAAAAGGAGCAAGAAGAAGAAGAAGUAGCGAGUUGCAAAACCGUCGCCGAUGUUGUACUUGUCAUUGACGUAUCUGGGAGUGUCAAAUUAAAAGGGUUUAGACAAACCCAGAAAUUUAUCAAAAGCUUCAUGGAUCGUUUUGACUUCACUGACGGUACAAGGAUUGGCAUCGUGACCUACGAUGAAAAAUGCCAACAGGUCUUGGACUGGAAUGAGAGCGCCAAGAAGAACAAAGAAAGCUUGAAAAAAUACUGUGACUCUCUAAGGUACACCGGUGGAUCAACACGAACCGAUCUGGCCUUAAAAUGUGCUGCGGAUAAAAUCGUCAAGCUCCAAAAGAGACCCAAUGUUCCUAUAACCUGUGUUGUAAUGACUGACGGUAUGACGUGGGGAGGAAGUAACACAGUCCAUGGUCCUGCCAGUAGUCUGAGG
Messenger RNA from Actinia tenebrosa (Australian red waratah sea anemone), 1087 nucleotides. RefSeq lists its product as uncharacterized. The record is from RefSeq and is a predicted model, not a curated record. Lineage: Eukaryota; Metazoa; Cnidaria; Anthozoa; Actiniaria; Actiniidae.